This is a messenger RNA of Camponotus floridanus (Florida carpenter ant), 1525 nucleotides long. RefSeq lists its product as uncharacterized. The transcript is spliced from 7 exons. Gene Ontology annotation, biological process: sensory perception of taste. Lineage: Eukaryota; Metazoa; Arthropoda; Insecta; Hymenoptera; Formicidae. Gene Ontology annotation, cellular component: neuronal cell body; dendrite; axon. The coding region runs from base 234 to 1409 and encodes 391 amino acids. The record is from RefSeq and is a predicted model, not a curated record.
UGUUUACGCGGACGAUUCUAAUCUCGCUCUUUUUUUUCAAGUGCGACAAAGGUGUACACCGUAUUGAAUCUCUGUCACAGUAGUUCUCGUGACGUCGUUCAGGAGAGACAGUGUAUUUUGAGAAUUAUUCGUAAUACAGGUGCAAGUUCUACACCUCUCAUUAACGGGAAUUGGAACUCAUGCUUAUCAGACGUAAUUAAUCCGACGGAUUAGAAUCGAUCCAUUUCCUGAAUAUGAAGUUCCGAGCUCGUCCUUUCGAUGUGGAGACCGUAUUUGUACAGGCGAAAAAAAGACAGAAGAAAAAGCCACGCGGUCCAGAUUCACCUUUCUACAAGUCUAUCUGGCCAAUGAUCUGUGUUCUGCGGGUAUUUGGUCUCGCUCCUUACGAUUUCUCGCAGGAUCGACUGAUACCAUCCAACAUUUACUUGAUUUUUACGGCGAUCGCUGCUACACUGUAUACAUAUAUAUAUUACGUGGUGGCCCGACGUACUAUAGGCAUUAAGAGAGAUGAUAGUGCGCUUUUAGGAGGAACGGAGGAUACAAAGGUGAUCAUCAACUAUAGCAUGACGAUAUACGAAUUGGGCUUGGUGGCAUUUACGAGACGCAGAUUCACCAAAAUAUGGAACGCGCUGCAAGAUUAUGACGAGGAUGUCAGGCAACUCGGUUUUCCUCGCAAAGAGAGGCAGACUGCAAUUGUCGCGUGGAUUGUCUCUGUUUCUAUCACGGUCAUCUGGAUCUUCGUUAAUCGCAUCGGGAUGUAUGCCUUUUUCGAGACAUGGCUUUACAACGUGGGAUACAUGCUUAUCUACAUCGCAAGCUCAAUGGCCCUCUUUAAAUUUGUGGCGAUGGUUUUCUUUCUAGGCCAACGGUUUCAUCAUCUCAAUAUGAUGGCGAUAAAAAAUCUACCGCCUAUAUUGCCAAGGAAGAAUAUUAACAUUAGCAAAAGGACAAUUCUAACUCUGCACAACGAUUUGAUGAUCGCCGCAGAGAAUUUGGAAUCGCUAUGUUCGUGGUCGCUGCUCUUUUGGCUCGCUAAUCUUGGGCUUCACACCGUCAGCGACAUAUACUUUAUAAUAGUAUGGACACUCAUGAACCCAUGGGAUAAAAUAUCGUGGUCAUUGGUGUACUGCUUGAGCGCCUGGUUGACAGCGUUCCUCUUCCAGCUUGUAUUACUUCACAUUGCCUGUCACUACGCUUGCUCUCAAGCUAAUAGCAUAAGUCCAAUUCUUAUCGAGUGGCAAGUGAGAUUGAUAAAAACAAAUAACGAAUGCGUGGAUUCGUCGAUGCAAUUCCUAAAUCGAAGACUUAACUUUUCCGCCGGUGGAUGCUUUUACGUGAACUUGCCAUUAUUAUGUUCUACUGCAGCCUUGUUGACUACAUAUCUGGUUAUACUAAUGCAACUGCAUUGAAUUGGCAUAAAAAAGAAAAAGACGCCGUAUUUUAGAACUAUAAAUUUCAAAAGUAUUUUCUUUUUAUUAAGUCGAUGUAUGCGAAAUGCUAGCAUUAAUGAUUUGUAAUUAUUAUC